Messenger RNA from Mizuhopecten yessoensis (Yesso scallop), 1923 nucleotides. RefSeq names its product serine-aspartate repeat-containing protein F-like. The record is from RefSeq and is a predicted model, not a curated record. The transcript has a single exon. Lineage: Eukaryota; Metazoa; Mollusca; Bivalvia; Pectinida; Pectinidae. The coding region runs from base 1 to 1923 and encodes 640 amino acids.
AUGAAGGACGACAACAACAAUGAUACCGACAACACCAAUGAUACCGAAAAUAACAAUGAUACCGACAGCAUCAAUGAUACCGACAACAACAAUGAUACCGACAGCAUCAAUGAUACCGACAACACCAAUGUUACCAACAACACCAAUGAUACCGACAACAUCAAUGAUACAGACAACACCAAUGAUACCGACAACACCAAUGAUACCGACAACAUCUAUGAUACCGACAACAACAAUGAUACCGACAACACCAAUGAUCCCGACAACAACAAUGAUACCGACAACACCAAUGAUCCCGACAACACCAAUGAUACCGACAACUUCAAUGAUACCGACAACACCAAUGAUACCGACAACAUCUAUGAUACCGACAACAACAAUGAUACCGACAACACAAAUGAUACCGACAACAACAAUGAUACCGACAACACCAAUGAUACCGAUAAAAACAAUGAUACCGACAACAACAAUGAUACCGACAACACCAAUGAUACCGAAAAUAAAAAUGAUACCGACAGCAUCAAUGAUACCGACAACACCAAUGUUACCAACAACAUCAAUGAUACCGACAACAUCAAUGAUACAGACAACACCAAUGAUACCGACAACACCAAUGAUACCGCCAACACCAAUGAUACCGACAACAUCAAUGAUACCGACAACAUCAAUGAUACAGACAACACCAAUGAUACCGACAACACCAAUGAUCCCGACAACACCAAUGAUACCGACAACACCAAUGAUACCGACAACAUCUAUGAUACCGACAACAACAAUGAUACCGACAACAGCAAUGAUACCGACAACACCAAUGAUACCGACAACAUCUAUGAUACCGACAACAACAAUGAUACCGACAACACCAAUGAUCCCGACAACAACAAUGAUACCGACAACAACAAUGAAACCGACAACAUCAAUGAUACCGACAACAUCAAUGAUACCGACAACACAAAUGAUACCGACAACAACAAUGAUACCGACAACACCAAUGAUACCGAUAAAAACAAUGAUACCGACAACAACAAUGAUACCGACAACAGCAAUGAUACCGACAACACCAAUGAUACCGACAACACUAAUGAUACCGACAACAUCAAUGAUACCGACAACACCAAUGAUACCGACAACAUCUAUGAUACCGACAACAACAAUGAUACCGACAACACCAAUGAUCCCGACAACAACAAUGAUACCGACAACACCAAUGAUCCCGACAACACCAAUGAUACCGACAACUUCAAUGAUACCGACAACACCAAUGAUACCGACAACACUAAUGAUACCGACAACAUCAAUGAUACCGACAACCCCAAUGAUACCGACAACAUCAAUGAUACCGACAACAAAAAUGAUACCGACAGCAUCAAUGAUACCGACAGCAUCAAUGAUACCGACAACAACGAUGAUACCGACAACAACAAUGAUACCGACAACAGCAAUGAUACCGACAACACCAAUGAUACCGACAACAUCUAUGAUACCGACAACAACAAUGAUACCGACAACACCAAUGAUACCGACAGCAUCAAUGAUACCGACAACAACGAUGAUACCGACAACAACAAUGAUACCGACAACACCAUUGAUACCGACAACAACAAUGAGACCGACAGCAACAAUGAUACCGACAACAACAAUGAUACCGACCACACCAAUGAUACCGACAGCAACAAUGAUACCGACAACAUCAAUGAUACCGACAACACCAAUGAUACCGACAACGCCAAUGAUUCCGACAACAUCAAUGAUACCGACAACAACAAUGAUACCGACAACACAAAUGAUACCGACAACAACAAUGAUACCGACAACAUCAACAACAACAAAAUCAUUUCAUUAACAAUGACGGCAAUGAAAAUAACAUCUAUAACGACUAUUGAGUGUUUUAACUUUAAGCACGUGUAUGCUUGGUUGGUUUAA